CAAGGUACGAUAAGAGAGUAAAUACAACACUAACGCCCGUACGGAAGAGGGUGAGACAGCACACAGACACGAUGCUGAACAGUGUCAUGGGUUGACAAGGAAGGGAAAUCAAUAAACUUAAGACUGGUCACUGUCUCCAGACAUCAAGGAUGGACAGAUAUGAUGAGGACAUUUAUGACAACCCCUUCUUUGUCACCCUCACAACAAAGUUUACAGAUGUGUAUGAGGAGGCCACUAGCAAAAGAUGGACAUUGUGUGUUCCCAAGUAUUCGUCUGUGGUGAAGGAGUCCAAUUUUUCUCGUGAGGACAUCAUAGAACAUGUUGUGUUAUCAUUAGAGGAUGGUGGUGAGGAAUUCAAGAGCUGGUCAAACAAGAAAUUGACUAUCACUAACGGAACUGUUAACAUUUUACCAACAAACUCAGAACCAGGAAGAACGGUUCCAAUCUUAUUUGAAGAAAUAUUCUACAACAAUAACAAUGAGAGUUUCCGGGUUCUGUGUGUCAACUGCCUGCUCAACAGAACUGGUGUGGAAUCUGGCUAUGACCAACAGGAGAAGAUCACAAAGCGGCCUACAUCAUUUGAUGAAUGCAAAGAACUUUUGUUUGGACAUCCAGGUGGACGGAAGACUGAAGAAAUGCUCACUAGGCUGCUGGAAUCAUUUAGUUUAUCAUACAACAGACUGCGGGGUGAAAGUUUCAGGAGUUUAGUGGAUGCUGCCAGUGCCCAGUUUACCAAAUCCAUGCAGACUGUUCUGAAAGAUGCUAAUGUAAGACGCACGGCACAGCACAGUCAGACAGACAUGGAUAAUCUAAAGAUGGCUGUUGAGACAUACAUUAUGCAUGCAUUGCAUCGCCACCUGUUCCAAACACUGACAGCAUGUAUGUCGAGUGAAGAUUCUGAAGUCAAUAAGAUGGUACGAAAUAGCACAGAUGUCAAGCCUCAUGACCUUGGUAUAAGGUCAGAGUUUGUUCGGAACAUUGUAUAUGCCAAGAAAGAGCUGGUUAGGAUCAACAAGUUCAGUACUCCAAUGGGGCGCCUCUCUUGUUUGAAACGAGUCGUCACCAACCUAAGCAAGCCGCUAUCUCAGAACAAUGGGGAAACUAAAGAUUCCUUGUUAAUGACGACAGAUGACUUCUUGCCAAUCCUCAUCUUGUUGGUAGUGAAAUCCGAGAUUCCUAACUGGACUGCCAAUCUGAUGUACAUGAAAUACUUUCACUUCUCAAAGAUGACAGAGGAUGAUGAAUACUCGUUUUACCUGACGACAGUGGAGGCAGCUUUGGAACAUAUACGCAGUGGGCGCCUCAAGGAAGAGGCCAUUAAGGCACACAGAAUCAUGGGAACGGAUACAGCUGACCAAAAAACUGUAGUGGGUCGAUCAUUGUCAGGCGGAACAUCAGUUGUUGACAAAUUCUUUCAGUAUGUACAGUUUGGUGACGAGAUCGCAGUGACCCAGAUGUUGCGACGACCUCAUGACUGUCAGGAUCAGGUUUCUCUCAAGUUGUGUCACCCAUUGUGUAGCUGUGAAAAGUGUGCCAAACUGACCGCACAGCACCGCACUGAUGUCAACCUUGUUACUGCAUACACACGUGAUGAUCGUGGUUAUACAGCUCUCCACAUUGCGGCCUUAAAUGGUCAGGCACACCUAAUAGAUGUGCUGAUAAAGCAUGGAGCAGUUGUAAACGCCAGUGACUACCUCAGCUACACGCCCUUACAUCUGGCCUGCCAGAAAGGUCACCAAAACAUCAUUUUAUUGUUGGUGCACUUCAAUGCUGACUGUACCCAGACAGACGGGGAAGGUAACACACCAUUACAUCUGUGUGUGGACAAUGGACAUGAAGAUUGUGUGAAGGCAAUGGUAUUUCUGGAACAGGCCAAAACCAAACUGGACGUCAACUCCCAGAAUGUCCGUGGUGACACAGCACUUCAUCUGGCAGCUAAAUGGGGUUAUGAGAACAUUGUGAACAUCCUACUCGAGAAUGAUGCCCAACCAAGCUUGAGAAACAGGAAGAAGCAGACACCCUUUAACAUUGCUCAGAGUUCUAAAGUCCAGGAAUUUCUCAAAAUGGCUGCCACCAUGCCCAAACUGGAAGUGAAUAAGAACAGAACAAAAAGUAUGGUAGACUAUGAGAUUGUUGUUAAGAAAGAAGUGGCUUUGGAAGCUCCUCAGCCCCAGACCCCAAUUACCCAUGUAGUUACCUCCCUUGACCAAGAAGAGAAUCGACAGAUGGAAAAACUGUACAAUGCUAUCAGUGAUGGGGAUCUACCAAUGGUGAAGUUCCACCUUGGCUGGAAUGACUUUGAUGAUGAAGAUGAUUUUGAGGUUUCACCUGCAGUUGGUGUGGAGCUCUGUCAUCCGCUCUGUCAGUGUGCUAAAUGUCUCCCCAUACAGAAGAUGUCAAGCUCGGGAAGGAACGGUAUCCAUAUCAACACCCAGGAUAAAGCCGGCUACUCUCCACUGCUUCGUGCCGUUUUAUGUGGGAACUUGGAAUUUAUCAAACUGUUCCUGAGGAGAGGUGCCAGUGUCAAUUGUCAUACAAUAAAGGACAUCACUCCUCUCCACCUUGCCUGUUUCCUUGGUUAUAAUGAGAUUGCCAAGGUGCUAGUCAAGAAUGGUGCCCAGACCGAUUUAAGGGACUUAGCCGGAGAUACCCCUGUUCAUAUAUGUUGUGCUAAAGGCAACCUUACACUCCUCAACUUUCUAGUGCAGAAUUCAGCUGACAUCACUCUGUCAAACCUGCAUGGUAAUACACCCCUCCAUUUGGCUGCUGCUCAGGAGAAACUGGACAUUGUCAAGCGUCUGGUCAGUCUUGGAGCGAAGGUGACUGAAGUUAACAAGGACAACCAUACUCCAGUACAGCUAGCUGUCAAGAACCCUGAGAUUGAAUCCUUACUUGCCAAGUGUGUACUCAAACAGUCACCUGUAGAGGACAAGCAAUCUGGCUCGCAAAAUUCCCCUGUAUCCAUCCAUGAUCUUUUCUCAGCCUUUGAAGCCAAGGAUUUAGGAAUGCUGAACACCUUGAAUCAGGCUAUCCGUGAAUUUGAUGCCCGAGUGAGUCUCAAAUCCACAAUAGUUCGAGAUGACUCCGAUAAAGCAGUUACUAUGCUUCGACAGCAACAUUCCAUUAGGAGGUUUGACCUGCGAGAUCUCAAGCAUGUCCAGUCCCUGGACCGUAGUGACCCUUUGUAUAUCUUUAAUCGACUUUCAGUUAGUGAGAUGAAGUCAGACAAUAAAGCAGAGGAUGGAAAUCACAGUGCUGAUGGUGCUUGUAACAAGGGUGCCAGGGAUAGAAGUCAGGGUCUUGAAGGAGCUUCAAGUAUAAUAGAAUCAUCAUCAGAUGAAAGUUUGGAAGUGAAAGAUAUAUCUUUAGAAAGAAAUAACAUCCAGGAAAAUUUCCUAGUUACAUCUGACAAAUCUGUUUCAGAAAUAGAAAACGAGGAUGUGUUUGAUAAUGGUGCAGACAAUGAGGUGGUAAGUGAAUGCCUCGGUCAACCUGAUCAUUCCAGUCAGUUUGUUGAAGGCGCAUUAGUUACACUUACUGAUGACGUACAAGUGGUCAAAGAUCUAUCAGGUUUGACCUAUACUGAAGAAACCUGUGAGGAGAGGUCAAGCACUUCAACAACACAGAUUAUAGAAUCAGAACACUCACAUAUUACAGACGAAGCAAAAGUCAUGGAAAAAUCAAGCAUUUCCAUGACACAGACAACUGAAUCAGAACUGUCUCAAAUUACAGGAAAAAGAGAAGUCAAAGACAAUAACACAGUGUGCCUUAUGAAUGAAGAGAGUUCAACUGAGUAUGAAUCUGAAGGGGACAUUUUUGAAGAGAUGGAGAGGAAUAAAAUGAGAUCUCCUCAGCUAGCCAGCAAGGCAGUGUAAUCUUGUGAUAAGUUCUGUAGAUAGAGUAUUCGUAUGCAUUAUAGUCAUUGUAAUAUGCUUGAUGGAUUUUCAAUAUUUUAGAUUUGAGCUUUGAAGUACUGUAAAAUCAUGUAUUUUCAUGGGAAUCAAUUUUUGUGGUUUUCCAAAAAUUACUUCUUGAUGGACUUUUGAUUUGUGGAUAAAUAUAGCUAAAUAAAUCUACUUAAUUUUAACAUUCAUUAACAUAUGAAUUCAGAUCUAGAGUACCCACGAUUUCAAUGAAAAUCCCCCGAAUAUUGGUGAUUUUACAGUAUUUCACAAUGUUAAAAAUUCGCUUGACAUGUACUAAAAAGUAUUAAAAAUAUUAAAACGUAAUUUGCUGACACAAAAUAAUUGAAGACUACAAAUUAUUUUGUUGAUAAAAUGUAAUUUUUAUUCUGAGGCUGGCUUGUAUUCUUAACAUCAGAUUCUAUAUCAUCUUCCUACUGUUUACAGCUUUGUGUCAAAUGAGGUUCUACUGCACAUGAUAUACAUGCACUAUACUUUAUUCCUGCUUAAUUUGACAUCAAACCAGUAUUAAUUUAAUAUGAUUGUUUAUAUACAUGAUUGAAUUGAUAAGGCCUUUUGAAAAUAAAACAUGAACACUAUUACUCCUGAAAAGAUUAUCAAAUGUCGGGUUUCAGUAAAAACACAUUUUCAAGACUCCAUUUUUAAUUGAUUGAUAUAUGCAAUAAAAUUGUAAAAGGACUAAAUCUUGAUUUUGAAUAACUUUCAAUGGUGAGUCUUAAAAUGUGUAUACCAUGCAAUGGUUUGUUUUCUUCAUUGAAGAAAAAAUGAACGGAAAAAAAUGCAUGAGACCAUGUUUAAAUACUGUUAUAUAGUACAGUACAGCUAUUUGAAAAGAUAAUGAGUUAACAUAGUGGUGCUUUGUUAAAUAUAAUUAAACAAAAAUCACUGUUAAUGCUAUGUUUGUUACAAACAAAAGUUACACCCUCCAAGCUGCUGGGCAGAUUUCACUUUUGCAUCAAAACAUCUAGAUGAGCAGAAUUUAACAUUACCCUUUGGUGAGGGGCAUAGGGUCUUUUGGUCCCUUGGUGUUGGUUAGGUAUGUUAUAUUUUUUCAUCUGUUUUAAUCAAUUGGUACUUAAGAAAUUGUUGUCAAGGUCUUGAGAGCUAAUUAAUGGCAAUUUAAUUGGUAAUAGCAAAAGUUGAAAAAGAUUGGAAUGCUAAUUAAUUAGAAAUUUAACAAUUACUAAUUAAGUAUUUAAGUGCUAAUUAUUGACAUUUCAGCCAAUAAUAUUGUUCAUUAAGGUAAAAUACCUGGCAGUUAUAACAUGUACUAGAAAAAGUUUUGAGUGCUAAUUAAUGACAAUUUAAUGGACACUUGAAAAGUCAUGUGUGCUAAAUGAAUAACAAUUUAACUGAUACUAAAAACAUUUGAGUGCUAAUUAAUGGUAAUUAAUUAUAACUUAGAAACAGUUGUGAGUGCUUAAUGAUAAUAAUUUAACCCAUACUAGUUAAUAUAUCAGUGUUAGUUAAUGAGUACUUGAUUACUCUGGUGCUGGUAAAAAAACAGAUUUAUCAAUUAACAUUGAAGAUUCAAUCAAUGAAAAGUUAUUUUAAGACAAUUAAAAUUUAAACUCUAUAUAUUUAACUAGAAUUUGCAACACAGUAAAAUUUGGCAUUCUUUGAAGUGAUAUACCCAGGUAUGUGCAAUGCUGUGAUAAAAGAUAUCUGCUUUGUAUAACACAAUGACACAAACAUGUUUUUGUUACCUACUCAAUGAUGUUCAACUCUUAAUUUUUGAAAAUAACACUAUUUGUAAAUUUUGAAAUUUGAAAGUCCCUGUAUAUAACUCAUUACUGGUUACUUACCAUAUGAAGGAUAAUGCAAUGUAGGAAUCAAUUUCCUGUAAAUUAACACUAUGAUUCAGAUCACUAUAUUAAUAUCGCUCUGUGUUCAUGGUCCGUGGUCUGUUGUCCAUCCGUCCAUAAACAAUUUUUGUUAUUGCUAUUUCUUGAAAAGUCCUCGGUUGAUCUUUCUCAAAUUGCAUAUGUAGCUUCCCUUAACUUUGAAAGUUUGUUAUUGCUAUUUCUUAAGAAGUCCUUGAUGGAACUUUCUCAGAUUCUAUAUAUAGGUUUCCCCUUGGUCUGUAGUUGUGCCUAUGUAAAAUUGAGCUGAUCAGAAAAAAACAAAACUGCCAAAAGGUGGCCAUCUUGGAUUUUGACUUUGAAAGUUUGUUAUCGCUAUUUCUUGAGAAGUACUGGAUGGCUCUUUCUUAAAUUCACAUGUAGGUCCUCCUUGGUCUCUAGUUGUGCCAAUUUGAUUUUUGGAAUGAUCAAAAAAACAAAAUGGCCGACAGGCAACCAUCUUGGAUUUUGUUAUUGCUAUUUCUGCUGAUGUACUGAAUGGAUAUCUCUCAAGUUUCAUAUGUAUGUUCCCUUUGAUCUCUCCUUGUGCUCAUUUGCUUUUGGGACUGAUCAGAAGAAACAAAAUGGCUUCCAGGUGGUCAUUUUGGAUUUGGCAGUUAAAGAUUAUCAUUUAUUUCUGCAAAGGAAUGUUCAAAUGUCUUAUCAUUAAAAGCAAAACCAGAGAAGAGAAAAAGAGGCAAAAUUUCCAAUAUUUAAAGAGCAUAUAAAGAUCAACAAUGGUGGGCGCCAAGAUCGCUUUGGGAUCUUUUGUUUUAUUGUAUGGACAUACCAAAGAAUAAAUGUCAUCACCCAAUCAGAUAUUAUUGUCAAAGUGUAUUGUAACACUUCGUUUUGAUUGCUAUUCUUAUGCACCUCUGGAGAUUUACAGUUGGCAAAGGAUAUAGCUAUUAUAAUAUUAUAUGUAAUGAUAUAUGUUUACCUUUCCCCAAUCUUUGGGAUAGGUCGGAGAACAUAUGUAAAAGGAAAGACCGCCACCAUCAUUGAAGAACAUGAGCUAGGAAUUCAAAUCUCAAACACUUGAUAUUAAACACUUCUGUAACAAUACUGUUUGUUAGUCUGCAAUAUCAUUUACCAGGUGAUUUUAUGUACAACAUCGUCACUGUAUGAUCAUAACUAGGCUGUUACAAGAAGGUACAGAUUUGACAAUGGGAUAUAGCUAUAUGAAAAACUUAUUGUUUUAUGAGCAUGUUUGCUAUUAGAAUAAGUGCUCAGCACACUGAUUAUUAGAACAUGAGAAAUAUUAAGAGAGGUGAAUUGAAUAUCCUGAAAUCUUACACACCUGACAAACUUUGAAUAACACUUUGACUUGAUUUAAAGAAAGUUUAUCAUUUGUUUAAUGGGUUUUGUGUCUGUUACAAUUAUAUUUCUGCAAACAAGAUAAGAACACAAAUUCUCUGACCAAAUUGUUGCUAAACUGGGAUGAAUUAUGAAUUUUACUGAUUGUGCAAUUUUUAAAAUUGACUCGAAAAUGUGAUCUAAUUAAAAAUUACUGAAUAUAGCCCUAUAUGUGAUAUUUCAAAAUUCUGAAACUCUUGAAUUUUAUUUUCAAUCUGGACUUGCCUGAAAAUUGCCCAUUAUGUGAUAUUUUAACUUUGCUGAAGCAGAUGUGUUAUUUUCUAUCUGAGAAAUGUCUACAUAUGUGUCAUUUUGAUUACUUUUCUAAAAUGAAUUGAUUAAAUAUACUUGAUAAUGAUGUUUUCUUGUAGGUUUUGGUAAGAUUUCCAUACAUACAAUUGAAUAUUGUUCAACGUUAUUGAUGAAUAACUUAAUUAUUAAAUGUCAAGUUGUACAGUAAAAUGUGAUGAUAAUUUCCAUUUUCCGUCCAUAUCACAAUAAAUUAUGUCAUUGACGUGUACAGCAUGUAGAUUAGUCAAUAUUGUGAUAUGUGUUUAAAAAACAACAACAGAAUUCCUCAUCUUUAUAGACAAUGUCAUUUUAAAGAGAAUGGUUUCUUUUUGAAUUUUCAAACUUUCCAUGUUUACACUUAGCUUUAUUUUGAAAAUAUUCUCAAUUUUUCAAGUGUUGAUUAAAUAAGAAAGAUUUCAUGUUUAUUGAUGGCCUUACAAUUUUUGUUAUGAGAUGAUUCAGAUGAAGUAAUUUGGAUUGAAAUCAUUUGCUUCAAAAUUAGUAGAUCUCAUUGUGUAAUCUAUUUAUGAUACACAGAAUGUUCUCAAAGAGUAUAAAAUGUUGCAAUAUUGUCAUAUUCAUUGUGAAACUUGUCUGAUAACGUUGUUGCUCCCUAAACAAUACUGUGAUUUUUCGAGGUUCUGCUAUAAUGUAGCAUACAGGUGGUUUUAAUAUAAAGCGGAAGAGAUCAUCGACACAAUUGGUACCUAUUGUUAUCAUACUGUUAGCCUAUAGUAUUUUUUUGUUACAUUUAUGUGAUAUUAAAACAGUUACCACAGUAA
Molecule: messenger RNA, 8193 nt
Organism: Ylistrum balloti
Lineage: Eukaryota; Metazoa; Mollusca; Bivalvia; Pectinida; Pectinidae
Product: ankyrin repeat domain-containing protein 27-like
Exons: 25
Coding region: 150-3875 (1241 amino acids)
Biological process (GO): neuron projection morphogenesis; early endosome to late endosome transport
Cellular component (GO): tubular endosome; early endosome; late endosome
Molecular function (GO): SNARE binding; guanyl-nucleotide exchange factor activity
Source: RefSeq, a predicted model, not a curated record